Messenger RNA from Drosophila bipectinata, 588 nucleotides. Lineage: Eukaryota; Metazoa; Arthropoda; Insecta; Diptera; Drosophilidae. The record is from RefSeq and is a predicted model, not a curated record.
AUGGAUGCACACGCGAACCGUCGAGAGGACCCCGAGGAGCGACGACGAGAGCAGUUGCGAAACACUGCUAAGCACUCUACUCGGAGGACUAUUCCGGAGAUUCGCAUUCCUGAACGCAUUCGGGACAUGGAUGCACACGCGAUCCGUCGAGAAAGGCCCGAGGAGCGACGACGAGAGCAGUUGCGAAACACUGCUAAGCACUCUACUCGGACGACUAUUCCGGAGUUUCGAAUUCCUGAACGCAUUCGGGACAUGGAUGCACACGCGACCCGUCGAGAGGACCCCGAGGAGAGGCGACGAGAGCAGGUGCAAAAUACUGCUGAGCAUGCCUCCCGGAGGACGAAUCCGACAUUUCGAAUUUCAGAGCGGACGGGACGCCGCAGCGCGAGCUGCUCAUCGCGAGGACUCAGAGGAACGAGCCAGAGAACAGGAAAGGAGCAUCGACAGCGACGAAGGGAUUCUGAGGAAAGACAGCGAGAACGGGAGAGGGACGCCCAUAGCAAGAACACAGGAGCAACGGAUAAACACGACAACAGCGGAGGAUUCGGGAAGAACAAAUUCGGCAAAUGGCAGAGGAUCGACUGUUAA